Messenger RNA from Helicoverpa armigera (cotton bollworm), 10960 nucleotides. RefSeq names its product EH domain-binding protein 1 (gene Ehbp1). The coding region runs from base 389 to 3499 and encodes 1036 amino acids. NCBI's taxonomy places the organism in Eukaryota, Metazoa, Arthropoda, Insecta, Lepidoptera, Noctuidae. Gene Ontology annotation, biological process: actin cytoskeleton organization. The record is from RefSeq and is a predicted model, not a curated record. Gene Ontology annotation, molecular function: protein binding. The transcript has 26 exons. Gene Ontology annotation, cellular component: filamentous actin; microtubule organizing center.
AUUGACAAAAUCGUACAGAAAAAUAACAUGCCCUCGUCCGCAACACCAAUUUACACAAACGUCAAAAAUGGACAUAAUAAAAUUUUACUGCUCUAUCUAAUUUUUCCUGAAAAAUAAUCAUUCACAAAAAAACUGGUUUCGUCAUCCUUGCGCGAUUGAAAUCCUGUGUUAAAAAUACUGUUUUUGUGUUCAGUGUUAGUCAGUGUGGACAGUUAUGACCUGUUUUCAUUUAUGGUGUAAGGCUUAAAGGCAUCGAUACUUUGCUUACACUGAAGUGGUAGUCAAGUUUACUUCCUGUAGCUUUUAAAAAUAAUCUGAGCGGCGUGAUGCGAUAAUGCGUGUGCGCCGAUAGUCAACGCCCCCGACAUUGCUCUGACUACCGUGUAAGAUGGCGUCGGUAUGGAAGCGCCUGCAGCGCGUGAACAAGAGAGCGGCCAAGUUCCAGUACACCGCCUCCUACCAUCGCGUGGACCUCGAGACCUCGCCCAAAUGGAAACCGAAUAAAUUAAGCGUAGUAUGGACGAGAAGGUCUCGCCGAGUGAUCACCGAACCGUUAGAAUGGGAACCUUCCUUGAAAGAUCCUCUCAAAGGCUCAGUAAUCUACACGGUACCCGAGAACCGGACAGUCGCCGUCACUCUGUUCAAGGAUUCCCGUACUAACGAGUUGGAAGAUAAGGACUGGACCUUCGUGCUUGAGGAUGUAUCAAUAACAGGCAAGCGCCGUCGCCUAGCGGUCUGCUCCAUCAACAUGCGCAAGUACGCGAGCCUGGAGCCGUCGCAGCGGACACUAGUGCUGCCGCUAGAGCCGGUCACACAGAAGAUUGUCGCCGCCAGUGUGCAGCUCACGUUGCACUGUGUGUUGUUAAGGGAGGGACAGGCUACUGAUGAAGACAUGCAAUCCCUAGCAUCGUUAUUAUCAGUGAACAAUAAUUCUGAUAUCGCAGUACUAGAAGAUUUGGACGAAGACGACUAUACGUUGUCUGAUAAUUCUACUAGACAGAUGCUGGAUCUCCGACAGCAAAUGGAAGAGAUGACCCAAAGUCUAACAAACAGUGACAUAGCAGCCACCCCCAACAGUGUCCAAAGCUUAAACUUCGACAAUUCCCGAACUCCUACCGCCCCCAUCACCCCCGAUGAUACCAACCCCACCACGCCAACAACCCCAGUCCCUUCAGACCCCAUGCCUAAUGAUAACGACACUAAUUUUGACCCCCCACCUAAAACUAGGCCAGAAAUGCUAAGCCAUUUGACUAAGUUAGCAAUGUCUAAGCCAGAACCGAAAUUUUAUUCGACCCCCAAAAGUAAUAAUGUGGUGGAAAAUAAGGGGGAAUUGAAAGGGGUGGUUUUUAAACCAAGAACGGUUGCUAUGAGGAAUCUGAAACCUUUAGAGUUGAAGACUAAUUUUAAUUUGGAUAGGAAUGAGAAUGAGAAAGAUGAAGAUAGUGAUAAGACCCCGACGGCUGCCGAUAUGGAGAAACUGUUUCCCGGCAAGUUUGAUAAGGAUAAGACUCCGGUUCAAGACUUAUUAGAAUGGGUGCAAGGAGUAACGAAGGAGUACAAACAAGUCCGGGUCACCAACCUCACCACCAGUUUCCGGUCUGGCCUCGCUUUCUGCGCCAUUAUACACCGCUUCCGGCCUGAUCUCAUUGACUUCUCGGGUCUGCAACCUGACGAGGCGGAGCGCAAUCUCCGCGUGGCACUAGACGCCAGCUCCAAGCUCGGCAUCUCACAAGUUCUUACCGCCGCCGACGUCUGCUCCCGGCAGAUACCUGAUCGAUUAGCUAUAAUGACAUAUUUGUUCCAACUGAGGGCACAUUUCACUGGCAACGAAUUACAUGUAGAACAAUUAGGUAACGACGAGACCGAGUCUUCGUACCUGGUGGGUCGUCACGACACGGACGGCUCCAUUCCUCAGGAGCUGUUCAGCAGAGAGAUCAGCACCAGGCGAUCCAGGAACAUCAUGGACAGGCCCAGGCCCGGCUCCCAAGACUCACAAGAAUCCCGCAAUUCCCAAGACCGCUCAAGCCCGGACAAGCCCAGUUCCCCGGGAACAUUCAUGGCCCCGGGAGUCCGGGACAUGUUUCUUCAGCAAUCCAAGACUAUACUCGGCAAGAUGCUGUCUCCGGCGCGGGAUUUGAGGGCUGAGAAGCCUACUGCUAAGUGGUUCGCUGAUCCUUUGAAGGUUAAUGAGCCGCCCCCAGUCCGGCCUGAGAAGCUGAUGACUCGCAAGGAGUUGACAGACCCCUUCGGCUCUGAUGAUGAAGAGGAACAACAGGAACCGCCACCAGCUGUGCAGAAUAAUGGCAACACUGAUACAGUAAAACCCCAACCAGAACAAAAACCCCCCGAACCAAUUCCGGACCCCCUCUCACAACCAGACCCGGAACUCCGGGGAACCCCGAACUCGCAGCCGAAGCCCGUCACCCCGGAAUUACCCAAACCGACACCGCAAUUGUUAUCACGUCAUGAUGAGUUGAAAGAGAGAGCGAGGCAGUUGCUAGAAGCUACGAAAAGAGAGGCGAGAGAAAAAGAUAGAAAACUGAGACAGAAGGAGAAAGAAGAGAAAGAGAAUGGACUUAGGAAUGGAGAUGUUAGUCCUAAAAAGCCAAUGACUGAGGAAGAGAGACAGGCGAUGUUGAGGGAGAGAGCGAGAAAACUCAUUGCUGAUGCUAGAGCCGGUAUUGUUAGUCCUACAUCUCCGCUGUCGCCGUCCCGUAACUCCCGCACCGGGACUGUCGAGAUCAUCAGCAAGCAGUCUGUUAUGGACGAGAUUGUUGCAGCGGGUGGAGUGGAACAGCUAGACGCGCUGCUUGGCAGAACUGACUCCCUGCCUUCCACUCCUGGCUCCAGGAAGAGUUCCCUCAGUCCUGAUAGAUCUGAAGACCGUCACAGUGAAGACACAAAGAGUGUAAAAUCUCUCUCUCUGAGCGGCGAGAGGCGCUCACCACUACACUCGUUCAGUGCAUUCGUCGACUCGUUAGCGCCUGAACAUGAUAAUAAUGAUACUGAUGAGGGCAAAGAAACAGGCUCCUACAUACAAAGCGAACUAGAAGCUUUAGAAAAGGAGCAAUGUGCUAUCGACGAGAGAGCCGCCGCGCUCGAGAAGCAACUGCGCCGAGUCAUGGAGUGUGCUGACAAUACUGAGGAGGAAGAUAGACUGAUGUCUCAAUGGUUCAACCUGGUGAACAAAAAGAACGCGUUACUCAGAAGACAGAUGCAGCUUAAUAUUCUAGAGCAAGAAGAGGAUCUCAGUCGUCGUUGCGAGUUGUUAGCUCGGGAGCUUCGCCUGUCUCUGGGCGUGGACGAGUGGCGCAAGACGCCCGGACAGAAGCGACGGGAGCGGCUGCUCUUACAGGAGCUGUUAUCAGCGGUGAACGAGAGAGAUAGAUUAGUGCAGGAAAUGGAUGAACAGGAAAGAGCGAUAGCAGAUGACGAUGCGAUAGAGCGCAAUCUCUCGCAAGUUGAGAUUCAACGCAAAAACAACUGCAUCCUACAGUGAACACGCUGUGUUGACAUACAGGCUGUUCACUUUACGGCAACUCAUGAUUUUAUACAAGUGGAAUGAGAUUUUGAGUUUUCUUUUUGGUUUUGGUCGCCAUUUUGUAUUAUUUUCAGUGUGUUACUUAUGGCACGUGGGAACGACUUCGCGCACCCGGAUAAUGCUGUAGGCUUCUUUAAUAAAUGGGGUAUCUAAUACUAAAAGUUUUUUUAAUCGGUUCAUUAGUUCCUGAGUUUGAAGUUUUAAUUUUUUUAAGUGUUUUUUUUUAAUAAUCAUUAGGUAUUUCAGGCUUUUAUACCUAUAACAAUGUUAAGUUGGUCUGUUUUUGGUGUACUUUAACAAAGAUACGUUAAGAUCAUAACAUUUUAAUAAAAAAAUUGGUCGAAAGUGACAUUUACAUCGAAAAUAUAAAGUCAUGAAAUCACUAUUUUAAUAAUCCAUUAGUCCACUUGUAAAAAAUCAUGAAGCGUAUAAAACUAAUAUUUAUUUAUUAUCUACUAAUUAUUAUUUUUGUAAAUCAAAGUGCGAUGGUUUUCGCAAUAUACGUUCGCGUCCCAAAAAUCCCGUAAUUUAAGGCAAUUCGGGUAAAAGUAUAAUUUUUAUUUUUUAUUAUGGAAACACAAGACUUGUUCAAUUAACUGUUUUACUACUUUAUAAGCUUAUUUGCUAAAUAAUAUCAUUUAUAAAAGUUUUUUCUCACGAAAGCGGGUGAUCCACACUUGUGUGUGUAAAGGUAUAUGCAUAUUGUCUUUGUGUGAGUCGGUGACUCGACCAAUAGUGAAAGCUCUUGAGCUUACUCAUACAAAGACAUUGUGUAUGUAUAUUUACACACACAAGUAAGGGUCAACCGCUUUCGUGAUACAAAACAUAUGACGCGCAUAUAAACAGAUAUGACGCGUAAACAAUAUUUUUUUCAAAAUGAGAGACAGUGUGUUUUUUCUUUUAAAAAAAGUCAUUCUUUCUCACUUAUUUUAAAUGUUUCUACAGUUUGCGUAAGUCAACUUUGCAUUUCUGGAGUUACAAAUUGUUAAUAUUUUUUUUUUACUAUUGUAAAGUCAAUAGUAGCCAACUUCGGACAAGCAAAGCUUAUCGACAAUAUAUGUACGAACAAAUGCGUUCGAAGUCAAUUGGCUAACUUCACAAAUGCAAAGUUAUUUGACGAACUGUACCAGUACUUAUGUACUUGUACCAAAAAGUGGUAAAACAGACUUAAAAAUAUAAUAAAAAUGAGAAAUGUGAAUGAUUGAAAAUAAAAUGGACGAGGAGUCAAAAUUGUAUGAACAUUUUUUCAAUUAAAUAAAUAUAAUAAUAAAAUUGUGCAUUAUAAAUUAUUAUGGUUUAUUAUAAAAGGCUUAAUUGGCAUAAUAGUUAUGUUUUAUCGUUAAAUUGGUUAGUUGGGUAGGGUGGGUUCACACUUGCGAUUGGUCGACAAUGACUUUUUAUAAUUUUUCAAUUUUAUUUUAUGACAACUUCGAGUAAACCUUUCAAACGCAAGCAUAAUUUUAUUGUUUGUUUAAGGCUUAGUUGUUAUAGAAACACAAAUUUUUAAACUUAAAUAGCAAUGGUAAACCUUUUGAGAAAUGGAUAUUAUGUCCUAGUAUUUUUUCGCAAAAAUAUUAUCACAAAAUUACUGAAUUAUUUUCUACAGUAUUAUGUAAUGUUUUGGAAAUAAAUGUUGUUUGUAAAAGUGACAGAAAUUGACUGUUCUCUCACAAAAUAAAUUUCCAGAAGACAUUCAUAUUUUCUGGUCGUCGACUUUUCGCAAGUGAGUAUAAAAUGUUAUGUUAAGGCGUCAGUCAUGCGAUGGAUAAUACUCAAAAUAUUGUUUCCUAUAUAUUUUUUAUGUCUACGAGUAUGUUAGCAUUUCUCACUGUAUAGUUUUUUUGGUUCUAAACUAAGAAACAAUGUCAGAUAUUACACGCGUUGUGAUUUAUUCAAACUCUUUCAAAACAGCGACGACUUUUUUUGUUAACUUUUUUGUCGUGAAUGUUUGCGACUAAAAAUCGCAGCGUGUGUGCGAGGCUUUAUUUAACGCAAGUUUAGAACCAAAGCUUAGGAUAGCAUUAACAUUAUUAUAUUGUGGUUUAAUUUUAUUUUGGUAUAGGUUUACCAAAGAAUAUUUUUUUUUAAUUCCUACUACCCCCUUUUUUAGAUAGAAUGGUGAUAUUUAAGUACAAUUUUGCCAUAGUCAAUGGAUUCUUGUAAAGCUAUGGUCGAAAGAUUUAUUUUGUAACGUUUUUUUUAUUAAGUAGACAUUUUUUGAAACGAUCAAUUAUUUUUUUAGAUUUAAAUGUAAAUAAUAGCGAUUUUUUUAGUUUAAUUGAUAUUUAUUUGUACACUCCAAUAAAAUCUUGCCGUCAUUGUUUUUCAGUAUUUUUUAAAAUCGGAAAGUGAAUAAAAAAAAUUGGGAAAAAGGCCAGCGCAACAUUGCGACUAGUCGUAAGCUGUUUUCAUGCGACUAGUCGCAAGUUUGCGUGGAGCCUAAUCGGCCGGUGCUAAAUUGUACCACGUGAUUCUGUCUUCACAAUUUGUGCAAUUUUUACUAAACGACGUACGUUUGUCUUAUUAUUAAAUAAAUAAUGUAAAUAUUUGAUGAUGCUGGUUGUUCUAAAGUUAUUUUUGAGGUUGAGAACAUACGUAAACACCAUGGUUUUAUGUCAUUGACGUUUGAUUGUUUUGUGUAUCUGUAAAAUUCUGACACAUUUGUACUUAUUUCUACCAGACCGCCGGAUUUUUAUCGAGUCCCGGAUUUUUUAAAGGCGACACUUUGAAGCCCUUUUGAGACAACUUUAAUGACAUGUUGACACAAAACCAACGAUUAUUCCGGCGUACUUGGUGUGUCGUUACAAAAGUAAUUUCUGCAUUCAGUAAUUUCAAGAAUCAAUUUCAUUGAUUUAAUCAUUCAUGUGUAUUUAAUUUAAUAAACACAAAAAUCAUUCAUUUUUUAAACUAAUAAUAUCAAUACAAAUUCGCGUGGCAGUGAAUAAAUCCUGAUUUUCAAACUUGAUCUUUAUUCCCUUAACACUAGAGUCGAUAAUCCCUCAAAAGAACUUUAGAACAGGCACUUACACGUAAGUAAUACGAUAGUUCGCAAUCUAAGGCUUGAGGUAAUCAGAUGUAUUACACACUAUUAAUAUUAAUAAUAACAUUAUUACGUAGAAAACAUUUGUGUAAAUCCAACAAAUUUCAUGUGUGAUGUCACCUUUAUAAACUGGAUUCGUAUCAGAAAUUCGUUUCAAGGAUUUUUAUGACGAAGGGAUGUAGCUACUCGGAAUAGUGGAAACAGACAAAAUUAAUAGGUGGGGUGGGAGGAAGUUUACUUCGUAAUAUAGAAAUCUCUCUAUAUUUAAAUUUUGACCGAUUUUUCAAUCCUCUGUUACUGUUACAGCCUUUUUAUCGACCCUCUGCUGGGCCCAGGCCUCCUCUCACACUGAGAAGGAGUGUCAAACAUGUUCAUAUUAUAAUUAAGUUAUCAAGUGAUUGAAAAAUCAGCCCUUAUUACAUAAAUAAAUUUUUCAAUUCAGUACCUCAAACAUGUAGGUUUUGCUGGUUAACAACAGUAAGCAAAAGCGACUUUUACCCACUUCUGAGACAAAGUAUGGCCUUCUAGGAUAAGGAUUCUUCUCUGGAGAGGAUUCUUCUAGAAUCACUCACUAGGUCACUUGAUGAGGAUUCAAAAUUUGGACCCGCAGCUUUGCUUGUAACAAAAAUAAAUAUUUUACCCUUCCUCCAUAAGGAGGGUUAUGUUUUACGUAACUUUUUAGAAAACUGUUCUUAGGAUUGUAUCCUUAAAACGUUAAUUUAUUUGUGAUUCCUAUAUUUAUUGUUAUUAACAUUAGGAAUUUAAAAUAAAGGUAAAUAAUCUUCAAUUAUUAACAUAAUUUAUGGGAACUAUAUUUUUUGUCACCAAAAUUUAUACACUCUUUUGCAAAAAAAGCGGGCACCUAUGCGAAAGCUUAGUUUUAAGGACUUUACGUGUAUUUCAAAGGGUUUUAAUGAUUGUAGUAUAUUUCUAGCAUCAAAAGGGUUAGCCGAGCAUGCGUGAGAGUGUAUUCUAAAUUUGAAUUUUGUACAAUUGCUAAGAAAUUGGUUAAACCUUGUUUUGGACUAAUUGCUGGCAGAAAGUUCGUCGGUGUUUUGAAAAGUUUUUGAAGUGAUUUUCAGAAAACUGAUAAUGCAGUUUUAAUUAAUGAUUAAUGUACCUUUUUGUUAGAUAAAAUUUUUUUGAAAAACUAUGCGUAUUUGAUAAAAUUUUCACCUGCUCUAAAUGGGCUAUACUGAUGAUUGAUAGCAAUGUUAAGAGUUUCGGUAUUUUAGUGUAAAGCGUUCUUCUGUUUAGAUAUUAUACCCACGUGUUUUAAAAUAUCGCUUUUUCAUAAUUAAACACUAUUUAGAGGAGUAUCAGUACAUUGGGCUGCGACAAAACCAAUUUAAAGUAAGCAGUGCCGAUCACAACUCGUCUCCUUUUGGAGUUUAACAUUUUUUUAAAUCUUGAAAUUCUACAAAAUACAGAAAAUAGCGCAUAGACUGUGAGCACGAGAUCUUAAGGUCUCGUAAUCACUGAUUUUCAAAUAACCUCGUCUCUUGGGAAACUCCGUAGACCUCCGAAGAUCUAUGAGUCUGAGCGUUCAAAUAGCGUGUUUUCAUCCCACUGACAUUUUAUUAAAUAAACUUGCCUGUACCGAGAUUUCCUAGCAUCUACAGCACUAUCCUGCUUAAAUCGUAACAAUAAUUGGCUAUCUGCUCUUUUUUUAAGAAACAUACGUUUGGUCAAUACUUUUGAAUUCUUGACUCCCUUUCAGCGAAAUCAUCGUUUAGUAACCCGAUACCUAUGGAGUUAUAGAAAGCUUCAACGCGGCAAUAAUUAGACUUUUUAGAUAGCUUAAACCCUCCUCAUCAUUUUUCAUGUGGUUAAUUUUAACAUUUAUCACAAAAUUUGGUAUUUUUUAAUUUCAAAGUCCGAUAGGAGACGAGUAGCGAUCGGCACUGCUUACUUUAAAUUGGUUUUGUCGCAGCCCAAUGUACUGAUACUCCUCUAAAUAGUGUUUAAUUAUGAAAAAGCGAUAUUUUAAAACACGUGGGUAUAAUAUCUAAACAGAAGAACGCUUUACACUAAAAUACCGAAACUCUUAACAUUGCCAUCAAUCAUCAGUAUAGCCCAUUUAGAGCAGGUGAAAAUUUUAUCAAAAACGCAUAGUUUUUCAAAAAAUUUUUAUCUAACAAAAAGGUACAUUAAUCAUUAAUUAAAACUGCAUUAUCAGUUUUCUGAAAAUCACUUCAAAAACUUUUCAAAACACCGACGAACUUUUUGCCAGCAAUUAGUCCAAAACAAGGUUUAACCAAUUUCCUAGCAAUUGUACAAAAUUCAAAUUUAGAAUACACUCUCACGCAUGCUUGGCUAACCCUUUUGAUGCUAGAAACAUACUACAAUCAUUAAAACCUUUUAAAAUACACGUAAAGUCCUUAAAACUAAGAUUUCGCAUAGGUGCCCGCUUUUUUUGCAAAAGAGUUUAUCUGUCAUCAAGUUGUAUCACCUAAUAAAUAGAUCUAUCGCCACGAAAUAUUUUCGUUCUCAGAUAAACAAAGAGUGUUCCCAGGUAUGAAUUACCAAAUUAUUGUUAAUAUAAUGUGUAAAAUAUGAGAUGGAUUACCAAUAAAAUUGUAGUGCCAUUACAUGAAUAUAAACUUCGUCCUUAUAAUAAUAGUUUUAUUACUGAAAUAAUAGCUUGGUGCUCAAAAUGGUAGAUCUGUCACCAAAUAAAUCGAUUAAUCGAUCCCAGACUGCGACUCCUUUUUAUUUGUUAUUUUGUCACCAAUACAGUAGUUACAUUUUAUUUCGUUCAGUUAUUAAAAUAAUGUAUUCGUUACCAAUUUAAUACAUCAGUUUAUAAUUUUAAUGAAAAUAUGUUCAAAGGGAAGAGGAAGGGAAGGGAGAGUGAUUUUGAUGACUACAAAGUUCAAUGGUUCAGCAAAUGAAGAGUGGGUCAACCGCACAAUAUUGUUUGGAUACAUGAAAAUGCAACUGCCCUGCGUUUUACAAAAAUUAUAUGUGCAAGCAUAUUAUCGGAUUAGUCAUACGCUUAAAGCUGGCCAACCCCCCACCAGAAAAUUUACUUAUCGGCCAGAAAAUGAAAAGGGGGCGCCCUUCAAAAUCCAAACCUGCGCUGAUUAUUCAGUGAUUGUUAUUUUUAACAAUGAAUAUUGAUUAUUUUGACUUUAAUUGUUUUAUUUACUAUUCAGCUAGAAAUUUAAUUAAAAUAUAUUUAUACUACCUGUGGAAAUUAAGACCCUUGGGGGAGGCACAUGGCCAGUUAAGUAGUAGACUCUUUUGGUUGAAAGGAUGAUGAUGUACCACCAUACAUUUUUAGACCUUCAUGAAAUGUUCUAGUGAUAUAAUAUAUGAUUUAUUGGUGAUCUCUUUAACUUAGUUUGCUUAAAUACUUUUAGGACAAACCUAUUAUAAUACAUACAAAACCAUUCAUUUGGUACUUGACCCCAUAUCUCCGUGAUUUUCGGUAAUUUAUUGUGGAAUUGAUUUUAUAUUGAUUGGUGAUACAUUUUGGUGACAAAUCUACUAUUUUGAGGGCAAACCCUAUUAUUUAAGAAACACAAAAUGAAUUAAAUUGGUGACAGCUUAAAUCAUACCCAUAAUUUAUUAUGAAUAUUAUUUGUAAUUUCUGAUACAAAUCCAGUUUACUAUACAAAGUCAACGUAACUUUAUAUACCGUGGUAGAUUUUGGUGUGUUUCUUUAUAACACGCGGAUUACACACAUUUCACACUCUGGCCAAUAAAUAACAAACCUAAUUAUUGUAUUUAUCAUAUUGGGACGGCAUAAAAUUUUUGUUACAGGAUAUUCAACCUUAUUCUAUAGGAAUAAUUUCUCUUUUUUCUGCCUGUCUAUUAAAAUUCCUUUAUGAAUUUAUCUAAACUCCAUUUGAGUAGGCAUUAAAUAAAGGUAAACAAUCUUAGUAGGUACGACUUUUGAAACUAAUACAUAUUAAACAAAUAAACUGCUGAUUAAAGUAAUGAUUGAAUUAAUAAGGUAUUAUGGUAUUUAGAUAGAUUUUUAACAACAUUUUAUUAUUUUCAAACUGAGUCUGAUGUAAAAUUCAACAUUUCAUGUCCCCAGCCUUUUUACAACUAUGUUUUGGGGUCGGCCUUCAACCCAGUUACCCAGGCAACCCUUUUAAAGACUGGAUGUCAAGCUUUCUGGCUUCUAAUAUAAAUAUGUGCAUAAGACAACCCGGACAUCUUUGGUUAAAUAUGCUCUCAAAUGGAGUAUGUAUCUAUUUCUUUGUUCAGCUACGUAAUUAUCAGUGUAUAAUGUGUGUAUUCCGUGUAAUAGAGUAGGUAUACACGGUAGUCAGCGCAAGUAUUGUAAGCCACGCCAUAUUUGUCUGUACUCGACGACGCUACUAUAUCAAAUAUCGACUAAUAAAAUAAAGUGAUAUUGUCAAAUU